AAAUGAUCAAAGAGCAAUGUUGCACAGGUACUUCAUAUAGAAGAUGAAGAAAUAGAGAAGUAUCUUGUUUGAAAAUGCAUAAAAAUGUGGGAAUGAUCUUCGUGUUUGCUGAGAAUAACUAUGUAAGAGCCAAUCCAGAAUUUGCAAAAAAGGCAGACAUCCUGUGUUUUGAUGGAGGUAGACAAAGUGUCAACGAUCCUGAACCUUGUGUAUGGGGUGAAAGACCUACAAAUGCGUAUCUUUCUAGACAAGUGACUCCUAAACAGCGGGAAAGACUGGUGAAAGUUUUUCUGGAUAUGCAAAAUCGAUACAGCAAACCUUCAAUGAAAAGACCAGUUUGGUACUACAAUACGUUUUUAUCGUACAUAAACGCAAGUGGAUUGGAAAGAACACCAAACAAACGGAGCACUUACAUCACCUAUUUAGGUGACUUCAUUCACACCAUUCGCAAACCUCGAAUGGGAUGUGUUGGUAAUUAUGACGCUGGUUUUUGCGUUACGUCCGACAAAGAAAUGUCGAAAUGCGAAGAUUUCUCAAGAUCUGCAGAUACCCGAGGAAUGUGGCCUAGCAUCAAGUGCAUCAAAUCACCGUCGAAAGAAGCUUGUAUGCAGAGAGCAAAAGACGGGCAUGCACAGUUGGUAGUCUUGGAAGGUGGGGAUGUGUACAGGGGUGGCAGAUAUUUUGACCUGCAGCCCGUUGCUAGGGAAGAUUAUAGCGGUACCGACGCAGCGUUUUAUGCUGUUGCUGUUGUGCGGUCUACUUCUGCUGUUAAGAACCUACAAGAUUUAAGAGGAAUGCGUUCCUGUCAUACUGGAAUGGGCCGAACAGCCGGCUGGAUCUUGCCUAUUGGAGUUCUACUUUCACAAAAUCUACUGCCCUCUAAAAACGGCUGCAACCGAACUGUUGCUGUAGCAGAAUUUUUCUCAGGUGGUAGCUGUGUCCCCGGUGCUAACGACCCGAAAUACAACCCAGGAAGAUCAAACAGUGGGCUUCUUUGCAAACACUGCAUUGGAAAUGAAAAGAGGCUUCACAGGUGUUCCAGAGAGUAUUCAAAAGAGAGAUUCAGUGGUAAUGGAGGUGCUUUUAGGUGUUUGGCUGAGGGCCAUGGUGAUGUAGCUUUCGUUAAGCACACGACAGUUCCUUAUUACACGCAUAGACGCAGUCAGACUCCUUGGAGCAAGGACCUCGUACCUUCUGAUUUCAAGCUUGUUUGCGACAGUGGAAGCACUGCAACCGUGCAAGACUACGGACGCUGCAACUUGGGGGAAGUUCCACCGCAAUAUGUCGUAACCGGUGGAAAGGUGUCCGAAACUCGAAAACUGCUUCUGGCCAAGUUAAUGGCAGAUUCUUCGAACUACUUCUCAGACACGUCCAACCUUUACCGAAUGCUCCGUCCAGGAUCUCCACCUAAUCUCUUGUUCAAGGACAUGGCAACAGCACUCAGGAUCACACCUUUGGGUGCUUCUUACGAUCAAGUUCUGGAAAGAAGAUUUUUAAAAGCUUCCAAGGCUGUAGAUCCUAGGGCAUGCACUUAAAGUAUUUUAUCUCAUAUUAUGGAUCUAUUUUCUUAAAAUAAA
Uloborus diversus is the source of this 1577-nucleotide messenger RNA. Its product is annotated as transferrin-like. Gene Ontology annotation, biological process: iron ion transport. NCBI's taxonomy places the organism in Eukaryota, Metazoa, Arthropoda, Arachnida, Araneae, Uloboridae. Gene Ontology annotation, cellular component: early endosome; recycling endosome; plasma membrane. The record is from RefSeq and is a predicted model, not a curated record. The transcript has 8 exons. The coding region runs from base 75 to 1535 and encodes 486 amino acids.